AAUAGUUUGCAAAUUCCCAUUCCGAGUUCUCUCCUGAUACUCUAUCAGCAGUUAUCCCAAUGAUAAACGAGCAACUCUGAUCUCUCCAAGUCUCCGGCUGCCUGGGGAGAGGGGACCGAGCACUGUGCCGAGCAACUGCCGCUUUUUAUUUCAUUCCAGGGACUGGGAACAACCGGCAAAAUGCCCCAAAUUGGAACUAUUCUCUGUUCUUUCUGGAUUCCUUUCUUUUCCUUCUCUGUUGCCCUGAAUGUCUUGCUUAAUGGGGCAGCUGGAUCGGAGCAGCAUAUCCCCUUAUCAAUGGUAAAGCUCUGGGCCUCAGCAUUUGGCGGCGAGAUCAAAUCGAUAGCAGCAAAGUACUCAGGUUCUCAGCUCCUGCAGAAGAGUGUCUUCACGAAGUACAAGGAGUUUGAGAAGGACGUGACUAUUGAGGAGAUCGAUGGGCUGCAGCUGGUUAAGAAGUUGGCCAAAGACAUGGAAGAAAUGUUUCAUAAAAAAUCAGAAGCCGUGCGGAGACUGGUGGAAGCGGCCGAGGAUGCGCAUCUGAAACACGAGUUUGAUGCAGAUUUACAGUACGAAUACUUUAACGCCGUUCUGAUUAACGAACAAGAUGAGGACGGCAACUUCCUAGAACUGGGGAAAGAGUUUCUGUUACUGCCCAACGAUCACUUCAACAAUCUGCCCGUGAAUGUCAGUCUAAGUGACGUGCAAGUGCCAACCAACGUCUACAACAAAGAUCCAGAAAUAGUCAAUGGCAUUUACUGGUCUGAAUCGUUAAACAAGGUUUUUGUGGACAACUUUGAACGUGACCCAUCGUUGAUAUGGCAAUAUUUCGGAAGUGCAAAAGGAUUUUUUCGGCAGUAUCCAGGUAUCAAAUGGGAGCCGGAUGAAAACGGAGUUAUAGCGUUUGAUUGCCGAAACCGUAAAUGGUACAUUCAAGCAGCCACCUCUCCGAAGGAUGUAGUUAUUUUAGUUGACGUCAGCGGGAGCAUGAAAGGUCUUCGUCUGACAAUUGCAAAGCAAACUGUGUCUUCUAUUCUGGACACCCUCGGAGAUGAUGACUUCUUCAACAUAAUCGCUUACAACACAGAAAUCCAGUAUGUGGAGCCGUGUUUGAACGGAACGUUGGUGCAAGCAGACAGGAACAACAAGGAGCAUUUCAGGGAACACUUGGACAAACUGUAUGCGAAAGGGAUUGGAAUGCUGAAUAUUGCCUUAAGUGAGGCUUUUGACUUGUUAAGUGAGUUCAACCAUUCAGGAGAAGGAAGUAUUUGUAGUCAAGCCAUAAUGCUUGUUACCGACGGCGCGGUUGACACAUACGACAACAUAUUUGCCAAGUACAACUGGCCGGACAGAAAGAUCUUUUGAGAGUUGCUUUGAGGAUCCCAUGCUGUCACUCUUCAGAGGAGAGUCAAACAGAAGUACAACUUGCAAUUGGUCACCUUAAAUACCUUUUCUCAUGAUUGGACACACCUGCCUAUGAAGUUCAAGGCUUAACGAGCUAAUCCAACCAAUUUGGUGUUGCCAGUAAUCAGUAUUGAGCAGUUACAUGCAUUCAAAUUAGCAAAAUUACAAGGGUUCCCAAACUUUUUCAUAUGACUGUACCUCUUUUAGUAAAAUACAAGAUGAUGUCAUGAGUUAUAAUCAGUGCUCAGUGAUGUUAUUCGUGCAUUAUAAAUAUGUACCCCCUGUUGUAUACAGUCAGAGGAGUUCUCUAAGCACAAAGCAUCAUUUAUAAGGAUAUAAUUUACAGGAUAUCCAUAGCUUUUGUGUAUUGUAUUUGCCUUAAAAAUUCAUUGCAAUAUGAUGGAGCUUUCCUGAUGACAGAUCCCGGAUACUCUGUACAUCUGUGUCAUGUACAUGAUAUAAUGUAGUAUAUUUGUCCUUGGUGCGAAUUAUGUUCUUUCUAUAUUGGACGCCAUUCGUUUUCUAUGCAGAGUGUUUAGCCUAAAGCAAGGUGACCCGGCCGACCUAAACUGCAUUUAUAGAGAAUAUAGCCAAUAUAACUCAUUUCCCUUUGUGGGUGUUCAUGAGAUAAACCAGACUCAGUGGCAAACGCCAAAGAAGAAACAGAUACUGUAACUCCGCUGGGGGCAACCUUGGCGACAAUAAAUCUUUUCCCCCCUCGUCCAUCACGCAGGAUAUAACAAAGGUUCUACACAACUGUGUCCCUGGCUCCGGAACAUGCUGACUGUGCAACGGCAGAACAUUAGUCCAGUAAAUUAAAUGUCCCCACAGCCCUAUUGUCUGGGACAUAUUACAAAGUGUUCUGAGAAACUUAAACAAGGAAUGUUAUUGCUGCCAUAGAAAACCCACAAAUUCAUCGUAUUUUUCUUCCCCUUUGUCUUGUGAAUGUGCCAUUAUUGUUACAGCGCCAAGAGAGAUAGAGAACAUAAGUUAUCUUUCCUUACAAAAAGGUUGGCCUGAAAGCAAGAGAGAAAGGAAGAUUUAAGGAUACAACUUUCUCAUAAUAGUGUUCCACGUGUUUAUUAUAUUCCCUGCCAGAUAUUACAUCUAAGGAUCUCGAGCUGAAUAGACACAGUCAGUCUAGAGUUCCACCCCGACAAUCACACAUAAGUGAUACAAUUUGGAACACACAAUAUAUGCAGAGGAACGGAGCACCGCAGAGUCAAAAUAAUAUGUUAAAAAAGUCAAAAUUUAUUAUAAAUCCAUUAAAAAUUACAGCAGCA
Molecule: messenger RNA, 2687 nt
Organism: Xenopus laevis (African clawed frog)
Lineage: Eukaryota; Metazoa; Chordata; Amphibia; Anura; Pipidae
Gene: cacna2d3.S
Product: calcium channel, voltage-dependent, alpha 2/delta subunit 3 S homeolog
Biological process (GO): calcium ion transmembrane transport
Cellular component (GO): membrane; voltage-gated calcium channel complex
Molecular function (GO): voltage-gated calcium channel activity
Source: RefSeq, marked provisional